AAGAUAAUUUUUUUUGGGGGGUGGGGGGGGGGCAAUAAAUAUGAUCACUCGUAAUAUAUUGUCAUAUGGAUUUUUCCUCUCCUCCUAAUUCAAAUAAAAAUUCUAGGAGGGAGAAUUGUGUCAAAAGUCAAAACAAAGUUGUGGAUUUUGCAGGCCGGGCCGUAGGGACACGGACCGGGGGAUGCUAAAAGUUUGUCUAGUACUCCGUAGUAGCAGAUAAGAGUAGAAGAAGCACAAUACUCAUUUUCCGAUAUGGCUGAAACUAAAGGGUUUGGGACUACAAACGUGCUAGUGAUCUCGAAAUUGGGAGCUGUAUUAGGGGCUGACUCUCGCAUAACAAGCUAUGAGAACGAAAUUCUCUCAGAAACUUCCAAAUGUGGAGUACUAUAUUCUGAUGGAGUUGGAUCAACCCAUGCACUUUGGUCAUGGGCAGGGGACCAAGUGGAAGCUGUGCAGUUUAUUGAAAAUUUGGAGCAAGCAGUUGCAAUAAUGAGCAACAAUAACAAAAUUCGGGCAACUAUAGAGACUACGGCGGCCACCGAGUUGAACAAGACCUAUUUCAAACAAGGUGUUCAGUCUUUCAUACUCACAUUUGAGUCUAAGACGUUGGUUGCCUAUCGAUGCUACGUGUAUUUCGACCAUCUCUCCGGAUGUCCAUCAAUUCAUGGUCGCAAGUGUCGUUGCAAGCCCAAAAGAACAUCGGGAAUGAAGAAGUUAAUUCCAGGUGUCUACACAUUGGGGAGUGGUUCUGACGAUGCCAUCGAGCACCUUGCCACCUCAUUCAAAACCAACCUAGAUUCCAUUCAACCAGACGAAGAGGUUGGGUGGAUGCUUGAGGGCUUUAAUAUUAGUGAAGGGCUGGAUAGCGUGCAAAGAUAGGUCUUCUUAAGCUUGCAAGAAGCCGCACUUCAUGAUCCAUAUAGUGGUACUCCUUUUAAAGUCUUUGCUAUUCAUGCCAAUGGAGAUCUCUCUAUUAAGAAUAGAAGCUUCAUUACCCUUCAUUUUCAAUCGGAUGAGAUCAACACCGAGAACAAAGCUCUGUACUUGAUUUAUUCUUGGAGGCUUGUGUCUAAGGAUCACGGUGGCAGCGUCGUAAGAGGAUUGUUUGAUAUGCUGGGGUUCAAGCACAAGGAACCAUUCAAAUGGGGUCAUCCCAUAGCAUGGUUGGUGGGGGAGCAGUGUUUGCAUAGAGUUGUAGUUUGUAGUAGAGUACUUUUGGAGCAGGUGAUGAAGAUUCCGGUCUUACAAAAGCCGAAACAUGUUCCUAACUUUGCAAGACGCAAAAUCAAAGAUAUGCGAUGUUUCCUUUGGAAAGGGGAGGAAAUAUAUGUUGUUCCGGCCACCAAAGAAGUCCUUGGAAAAUUUGAAGAGGAGGACAUUUUGGGCGUCAAAGGCUUUAAAGGAAAGAGAAGUUUGCAACUGAUUUGAUGAGACUAUAAAAUCUUUGUGACCUUGUUAUGUGAUUUGUUAGCAUUUCUCUGUAUUUAGACUAUGUGUAGUUCAGUAUCUUCCAAAGUCCCUUUAGACAUGACCAUCUGUAGUGCAGUGUUAUGCAUCUGAACUUACAUACCUGCAAUCUAUAUAUGUUUGGUUUUUGGCGAUUGUUUUUGCUGCAAGAGGAUUUCGGCACCAACAUUUACAAGUUCGUGAAAUUAGAUAUACCAAUUAUGG
Molecule: messenger RNA, 1671 nt
Organism: Cuscuta campestris
Lineage: Eukaryota; Viridiplantae; Streptophyta; Magnoliopsida; Solanales; Convolvulaceae
Source: the annotation of a GenBank genome assembly